This is a messenger RNA of Nyctereutes procyonoides (raccoon dog), 3141 nucleotides long. Its product is annotated as epididymis-specific alpha-mannosidase-like. NCBI's taxonomy places the organism in Eukaryota, Metazoa, Chordata, Mammalia, Carnivora, Canidae. Gene Ontology annotation, cellular component: lysosome. The record is from RefSeq and is a predicted model, not a curated record. Gene Ontology annotation, molecular function: alpha-mannosidase activity; carbohydrate binding. Gene Ontology annotation, biological process: mannose metabolic process. The transcript has 20 exons. Bases 1 to 3141 code for a protein of 1046 amino acids.
AUGUGGUCGGUCGGCUGGCUCCCCGUGCUCACACAGCUGCUGCUGCUGCAGUUCCUGGUGGCUCAGCCCGUGAGCCCCAUCAGGGUGUUCGUGGUGCCCCACAGUCACAUGGAUGUGGGCUGGAUCUACACGGUGCAGGAGAGCCUGCGGGCCUAUGCUGCCAACGUCUAUACCACGGUGGUGGAGCAGCUGAUGCUCCAGAAGCAGCGCAGGUUCAUCGCCGUGGAGCAGGAGUACUUCCGGCUGUGGUGGGAUGGCAUCGCCUCCUACAGGCAGAAACGCCAGGUCCGCCAUCUCCUGACCACAAGACGCCUGGAGUUUGUCAUCGGGGGCCAGGUCAUGCAUGAUGAGACCGUGGCCCACUUUGAUGACCAGAUCCUACAGCUCACAGAAGGACACGGUUUCCUGUACGAAACCUUUGGGAUCCGGCCGAGGUUCUCCUGGCAAAUCGACUCCUUUGGUGCAUCUGCCACGACCCCCACCCUAUUUGCCCUGGCAGGCUUCCAUGCCCACGUCAUCUCCCGCAUCGACUAUGCCCUGAAGGACACCAUGCAGAACUCACAGGGGCUGCAGUUUGUGUGGCGAGGGUCCCCAUCCCUGUCAGCUCAGCAGGAAAUCUUCACGCAUGUCUUGGACCAGUACAACUACUGCUCGGAAGGCUUUAACUGGGACGGGACUGCUGUCUUCCCGAACUCACCGCCAGACAGGGUAUUUCACCCGAAGUCUGUACCCAUCACUUGGAACAAUAUCAAUUACUAUGUCAGUCUCCUUGUGGACAAUGUGAAGGCGCGGGCCACCUGGUUCCGGACACCGCACCUCCUCUGGCCCUGGGGCUGUGACAAGCAGUUCUUCAACGCGUCGCUGCAGUUCUCCAACAUGGACCCGCUGCUGGACUUCAUCAACAGUAACUCGCCCAAGCUCGGCAUCUCCGUGGAGUACGCCACGCUGGCCGACUACUUCGCGGCGGUGCAGGCUCACAACGUCUCGUGGCGCGUCCACACCCACGGGGACUUCCUGCCCUAUUCCUCCGAUCCAUUUCAGGCCUGGACGGGCUUCUACGCCUCCCGCAGUGGGCUCAAGGCGCUGGUGAGGCGAGCCAGUGCUCUGUUGUAUGCCGGGGAGUCCAUGUUCACACGCUACAUGUGGCCUGCCCCCCACCAGCACCUGGACCCGGCCUGGGCCCUGAAGCAGCUCCAGAGGCUCCGCUGGGCAGUCUCCGAGGUCCAGCACCAUGAUGCCAUCACUGGGACCCAGAGCCCCAAGGUGAGAGACAUGUACCAGGAGAAUCUGAGCUCAGGGAUGCAGGGUGUGCAGGAACUGAUGGCCUCCAUCGUCCGUGACAAGACCCCAGCCCACUCGGACCAGGAACCUGUGGGAUACUCUGCCGUGGUCUACAACCCCCUGGCCUGGACGGUCACCACCAUUGUUACCCUGACUGUGGGCUUCUCCAGGGUCAGCGUCACAGAUGAGUCAGGCCAGCAAGUGACUGCACAGAUCCAGGAAUCAAAGAAGACACAAUCUACAUAUGACCUGCAUGUGCUGACCACAAUCCCAGGGCUCAGUUACCGAUACUACAGCAUCAGGAGCACCGAGGGGACCCAGGAGGAGACGAACCAAUUGGGUGCCAGUCUGGCCAGAACCUCCAACUUUGGCCGCAAGAAAAAGACACCUGCUGGUCCAAGGGACAGGCACCUGAUUCAUGUGGAGAAUGACUGUUAUACUGUGUUCCUGGACCUGGACACUAACCUACUGCACAGCAUCUGGGAGAGAGGGAGUAACCGCACAGUGCAGGUGACCCAGGAGUUCAUGGAAUACCAUGCCAAUGCUGAUUUGAAAUAUGGCUUUGUAUCUGAUAAUUUUGUGUUUAUGCCCAUCGACUCUGCAAAGCGCCCAUGGAACAGUGUGGGAAUGCAGAUUGUGGCGGGAAAGCUCAUGACUGAGAUCCGGCAAUUCUUCUACAGGAAGGUGGGGGACAGGAAUCACACAUAUGCCAUCUACUCCCGGCUCGCCCACGUGCCCCUGGCCCAGGGAGCGGAGCUGCUGUGCCGGCGCAUCGAGCAGGAGUACCGGGUGGGCCCCUUGGAGCUGAACCGUGAGGCCAUCCUGAGGACCAGCACCAGUCUCCACAACCAGCAGGUCCUCCACUCAGACAACAACGGCUACCAGAUGCAGCGGAGAGUCUUCCAGAAAUACUCGAGCAAUGGCAUCGCCCGGAAUUACUAUCCCAUGGCUCAGUCCGCCUUCAUUGAGGACGGCAGAAGCAGGCUGGUGCUGCUGUCCAAGCAGGCACACGGCGUGUCCAGCCAAGAGAACGGGCAGGUGGAGGUCAUGCUCCAUCGCCGGCUUUGGAACAAUUUUGAUUGGGCUCUGGAUUAUGAUCUCACCCUGAAUGACACCUCCACUGUCUACCCUGUGCUCUGGCUCCUGCUGGGACCCCAGUCUCUCACCACCCGCCUGCGUCAGAGGUGUGGGCUAGCGCUGCAGCACCCACCCGUAGUGCUAUUAAGAGAGCUGAAUGAGUCUGCCCAGAUUGUUCCAGGCCCCCAGCGGCAGCAAGAAGCUGUGACCCUGCCCCCAGGUCUUCACCUGCAGAUCCUGAGCAUCCCGGGCUGGAACUACAGCUCCAACCACACGGAGCACCUGCAGGAUCUCCAGAAACGCCAUCGAGGGAAGGCCAAGGCUGACCUUCGCCGUGUCCUCCUGCGGCUCCACCACCUGUAUGAGGAAGGCGAGGACCCGGUCCUGUCUCAGCCAGUGAGGGUCAAUCUGCAGGCUGUGCUGCAGGGGCUGGGGUCCGUGGGGGCGGUGGAGGAACGCUCACUGACAGGGACCUGGGAUGUGAACACACUACACCGCUGGAGCUGGAGGACACAGGAGCCUCCCCACCACAGAGGCAGCUCCAGAUCUCACUCAACACCCCUGCAAGGCACCAAGGUCACCAUCUACCCGAAGGAAAUCCGGACAUUUUUCAUCCACUUUCAGCCCCAGUGGAGGCUCAACAGCAGGGAGGCCGAGGCCCCCUGCUCAGCAGCUCAGGAGCCAGCCCUCCUCGAGAGGCCUGUAGGGGAGGGGGACAUGGCCCCCUCAGCCAGGCCCUCAGGGGCAGCGCUGUUCAUGGGGCUGUCACUGGCGGGGACCUGA